Molecule: messenger RNA, 972 nt
Organism: Mixia osmundae IAM 14324
Lineage: Eukaryota; Fungi; Basidiomycota; Mixiomycetes; Mixiales; Mixiaceae
Exons: 3
Coding region: 1-972 (323 amino acids)
Molecular function (GO): tRNA (cytidine-N3)-methyltransferase activity
Source: RefSeq, a predicted model, not a curated record
AUGGGCCGUCCAGGUCAGACAAUACGUGUUCUACAAGCAGAUGCAGUGGCAGACGCAGCGCGAUCUGGCCGUCACGAUCGCACGCCGGACGAUGAUGUGACCGUGUCGAAGAGCGACGUGAUCAAUGGCGCCCCUUUCAAGCAAGGCGGUCGCUUGCUCACAGACGAGAAAGACCCAUGGGCAUUCAAUGCAUGGGAUAACGUCGAAUGGACGUCUGAACAGGAAAAGGUGGCAGAAGAAGCAAUCACCCGACAAAAGCAACAUCCUGUUCCUGCUGCCUUGCAAGAACAAGUCAAUGCUACCCCUGCAAUCCAGUGGGACAACUUCUACGCACGCGUCAAGACGUCGUUCUUCAAGGACAGAGCGUGGUUGACCAAGGAGUUUCCCGAUCUCGAACGAGCUUGUCGAGCCGAUAGAGGUCCUUGCACGGUAGCAGAGUUGGGCUGUGGCACGGGCGCCACUGUCUAUCCGCUUCUCAAGGCGAGCGAGAACCCGUUACUGACGGUGCACGCGCUCGAUUAUUCACAUGAAGCGAUUCAGCUCGUCAGAUCGCAUCCCGACUACAACGUAGCCAGAGUCAAAGCGGCGGUCUAUGAUCUCGCUUGCCCAGGCCUACCUGAAGGCAUGGCAGAGCACUCUGUGGAUAUCGUCACUUGUAUAUUCGUUCUGUCUGCCCUGCACCCUCGCGAGUGGCACCAUGCAGCUAGCAAUAUCUGGCGCAUGCUGAAACCUGGCGGCAUCCUACUGUUUCGCGACUAUGGAAGAUACGAUCUGGCCCAAUUGCGAUACCAGAAAGGCAGAUAUAUGCAAGACCAUCUCUACAUACGCGGCGACAAUACGCGAUGCUAUUACUUUGAACGAGAGGAUCUCAUCAGUAUCUUCUCGAGCGGUGAGCCUAGUGGAAGUGCCCGCUUCGAGCUCGACAAUCUCGGUGAUCUGGCUGCAAGGACGCUGGAUACGAUCACCUUCUAA